UUCCUUAGCAAUCACACCAAACCCUUCCAUUACCUUCUUUGAGUUCAUAUCUCGUUAAUUCUUACAAGGCAAGUAUGGGAAUCAUCAACUACUCGCGAGAGGUCACGAGUGUAAUUGCCCCAUCAAGGAUGUUCAAGGCUUUGGUCCUUGAGUCACACAAUAUCCUACCCAUGAUUAUUCCCGAGGGCAUCAAGAGCGUGGAGUUCAUUGAGGGAGAAGGCGGAGUUGGUAGCAUCAAGAAGACCGACUAUGGUGAAACUGCCCACAUCAAGUACACGAAGCACAAGAUCAAUGCUCUCGAUGCAGAUAAUUAUUACUGUAAAUAUACUCUAAUAGAAAGCGAUAUCAAGUUCGACAAGAUCGACUUCAUCGUAGAAGAAGUAAGAUUCGUCGCAGCUGAUAGCGGAUGCAUCUGCAAGAUGACCAGCGAGUACCAUGUUAAGGAGGGUGCUGAGCUGAAGGAGGAGGACAUCAAGAAGGGUAAAGACAAAGCUAUGGGAUUGUUCAAGGCUGUUGAGGAGUACCUUCUGGCCAACUCCAAUGUUUGCGCCUAAAUGCUUUCAUCAAAAUCCUUUCUCGAGUGAUUAUGUAGUAAAUCGGGUGGAAAUUUUGUAUCAUAUCUUCUGUUUCCUUUUUAGCUCUGCCUCGGAGCCUUUGGGUGAGGAAAUGUUUGUCUUGUGUGAUUUGUAUUGUAUCUUCUAAAGGAUGUGAUAAUUGUGUGUAAGGUCAUGCCGAAAUAAAAAUUGAAAAAGCAACGUGCAAUCCAAUGUAUUAUAAAU
Molecule: messenger RNA, 779 nt
Organism: Eucalyptus grandis
Lineage: Eukaryota; Viridiplantae; Streptophyta; Magnoliopsida; Myrtales; Myrtaceae
Product: major strawberry allergen Fra a 1-3
Exons: 2
Coding region: 75-554 (159 amino acids)
Biological process (GO): abscisic acid-activated signaling pathway; defense response
Cellular component (GO): nucleus; cytoplasm
Molecular function (GO): signaling receptor activity; protein phosphatase inhibitor activity; abscisic acid binding
Source: RefSeq, a predicted model, not a curated record